Podospora anserina S mat+ is the source of this 3018-nucleotide messenger RNA. RefSeq lists its product as uncharacterized. The annotation marks the transcript as partial. Gene Ontology annotation, biological process: wybutosine biosynthetic process; tRNA methylation. The record is from RefSeq and is a predicted model, not a curated record. Lineage: Eukaryota; Fungi; Ascomycota; Sordariomycetes; Sordariales; Podosporaceae. The transcript has 5 exons. Gene Ontology annotation, molecular function: tRNA methyltransferase activity; protein binding.
ACAAACUCCUCUUCCAUCGUAUCCAAACGCUCCGUGGAAAAGAUCUACUACGCCGGUGAACCGCCCUUCUUCCGGUACUUUGUCUCCAAGUGUCAACGGCGCGCUCCGUUGAUUAACAGGGGGUAUUGGUUACGACUACGAGUGAUCGAUGUCUUGGUGAGGGACUUCUUAAAGAGACCGCUAAGGGAGGGGAAGAAGAGAAAGGUGGUUGUUAAUUUGGGGGCGGGGAGUGAUGUCUUGCCUUGGCAGUGUUGGAGUCGGUAUGGGGGUGAUUGUGGGGGGGUCAAGUUUGUGGAUGUUGAUUUUUUUGAGUGGAUGGAACGGAAGAAGGGGGUCGUGAUGGGGGAGGGGGCCUUGAGGGGUUAUUUGACGGGGGGGAGGGUUCCUGAAGGGGAAAGGGUGGUGGUGGAUGGAAAGGAGGGUGCUGAGAAAGGGACCGAGUGGGCGGGCAGGGUGGGGGAUGCGGAGUUUGUGUUGCUGGAGCAGAUUCUCCCGGAUGGGACGGGGCACCCUUUUGCGAGGACGAUGUUGGGGCAUUUUGACAAGUUGAAUACGCAGUUGAAGUCGGUGGAGGGUUAUCCUACGGUUGGGGAGCAACGCAAAAGGUUUGAGGAGAGGGGGUGGGUGGAGGUGAAGGUCUGGACUUUGUGGGAAGCUUGGGGGGACGAGACGUUCUUGUCCGGGGAGGAGAGGGUGAGGUUGGAUGAGGUGGAGGAGUUUGAUGAGUGGGAGGAGUUUGCGCUUUUCGGAAGUCAUUACUGUGUUGUGAGGGCGAGGACGGUGGGGGAGAGGGGAGCUAGGCCGGUCGUGCAUUCUGGUGUUGAGAUUCCGGUGGGAGCGGUAGAGACGCAGGUUGAUGAGACGACGGGCACUCGAGGACAAAGGAGGUUUGCUGCCGCGAUGGAAGUUUCUCAAAAGGGGAAGCAAUCGGAGAUUGUGAACGUUCUGGGACUGGGGACCAGGAACAGACUGCAAUCCUGCGACGUUUUCACUCAGGGCGAGGCAAGCGGACUCGCAUUUGGAGAGGGAGGGCCUUCAAGCAGGAUGUGUCACUCCCUUGUGGAUAUCGGAGACUCUGUUUUGCUUGUUGGAGGCCGCGGCUCACCAUCAAGCCCCCUCAAAGAUUGCUGGUUGUACGAGAAGAAGUCGAAUGCCUGGAGGCGGACAUACGAUCUCCCCGUACCGCUCUAUCGGCCAGCCGUUAUCACUCUCGGAACCUCAGGAAUGGCUUUGCUCAUGAAUGGUAGAGGAAAAAGCUCGACAUCUGACGGGUGUUUGCUGUAUCGGCACGAAAAGGGGUGGGUUGAGUGUGAUGCAAGAGGCGACCCCUUCGCAGCAAGAUAUGGAGGUGUCAUCGGUGUCAAGGGCAGCAAUGCGGGUGCCAGUUUCAGCGGUAUCUACGCCGGUGGCCUGGUGGAUGCGCUCUUCACAAAAGAGGUGAUGUCUUGGGAGCUAGAUAUCUCAGACAUCAGGAAGCCUUUCAUCACAUUCACCCGUUUACAACCUCGGACGGAUUCCAACCCAGAUGCUUCCAGCUGGCUGGUAGCAAGGUUCGGAGCAACCUGCGUUCAACACGGCAGCGAGUUUAUCAUUUUGGGCGGAGUGGCUCGAGACCAUCUCUUGGGCCACAACGACGAGAUCGUAACUUUCUCAGUGACAGGCGCAGAGUACAAGAUUACUCGCCGCUUGACAUCCAAUGCGUCGCCUCGUGCCCUCUACACUGGACACUCAGCCGUGGUAGCAGCUGACGGCAGAAUAGUGAUUACCGGGGGCGGUGCUACGUGCUUCUCCAUGGGCACCUUCUGGAAUAAGGGCGUGUAUUCUCUGCGCUUACCAGGCUCUGGCACAACUGGGGCUCUCCCUCACUGGACUCACGACAAGACCGUCGACAUCAUCCCAGGAGAGCGGAGUCUUCCCAUCCGAACCAAGCUCCAAAACGGAACCUCAAGCAUAGCCAUCAAGACCAUCGAGCAUGUUCAACUCAAGACAGCAGAUGACUUCGCCAAGGUUGUCCGGGCAGGCCGUCCGGUGGUGCUGGAAGGCUUGGAUCUGGGCAGUUGUGUCGCCUCUUGGAACCUGAAGUACUUGGCGGAAAAGGUUGGCAGCGACCGCAAGGUUGUCAUCCACGAAGCCGCCACUCAAGUAAUGGAUUUCAAUGCCAAGAACUUCCGAUACGUAACAACUGGAUUCGCAGACUUGGCACAAAAGAUUGAGCAAGGCGGCAGGCUGUAUCUGCGGGCACUUUCACAGGAGAAGCCCACAGAGAAGCCGUCGGUGCUUGAGGAGGACUUUCCGACUUUAAGCGGUGACUUUGUGUUGCCGGAGCAGCUGGCUUUGGUGCGGGAGAAUUUGUUUAGCUCGGUGUUGAGGCUGUCUGGGCCAGUGAAUAUGUGGCUACAUUACGAUGUUAUGGCAAAUGUAUACUGCCAAAUAGGGGGUUCCAAAAGACUCAUUCUCUUCCCACCCUCAGACGUUGAGCACUUGUCGUUUGCACCCGGUGCUUCCAGCUCUAGCAUCGACGUAUUUUCGUCUCUUGAGUCGCCGGAGUUAGCACAGACACACCCUCACGAGGCUGUACUGGGCCCUGGCCAGGUCCUCUUCCUGCCCCCGUUGUGGUUGCACACAGCUACACCAACCUCGGACAAGAGCAUCGCGGUCAAUGUGUUUUUCAGAGAUCUUGACAGCAACUCAUAUGCUGCCGGUAAAGAUGUGUAUGGGAACCGUGAUCUGGCGGCAUAUGAAAAGGGCAGGCAAGACAUCGGUCGCAUCGCGAAUAGCUUUCAAAAGCUGCCGGCCGAGGCGAGAGAGUUUUAUCUCUUGAGGUUGGCUGAUGAGCUGAGGCGGAAGGCAAGGGCCAAUCAGAGCUCAAGGCUUUUCAUCGAGUCAGCAAGGCACAUGCGUCAAGGGACUGCCCUGACAGGUCCGUUGUGCCCAGGCGGCACACAGCGCAGGAUGGAAUUGUGCUACCAACUGACGACCGGGCGUCCAAAAAUAACUUGGUAUUGUUUGGUCUACUGA